Messenger RNA from Engraulis encrasicolus (European anchovy), 1349 nucleotides. RefSeq names its product transmembrane 4 L6 family member 5-like. The record is from RefSeq and is a predicted model, not a curated record. Lineage: Eukaryota; Metazoa; Chordata; Actinopteri; Clupeiformes; Engraulidae. The transcript is spliced from 5 exons. Bases 348 to 929 code for a protein of 193 amino acids. Gene Ontology annotation, cellular component: membrane.
AUUUUUGUUUUCAUUUGUUCUUCUUUCGUCCCCCUCCAACUUAUUUCCACCUAUUUAAUUUCCACACAUCUGAUAGCUUUGACAAUUGUUAUGGGGUUUAUAAUUUGUUUCUUAACCUUUGUAAUCUGCUUGUGUUUCCAUUCAGGUGUAGCAUAAGGCGGUGGAUGUUAUCAGCCCCCACCCCGCCCCCCAGACAUGGGCCUAUAUAAUCAGUCCACUGCCCUUGUCCAACAGUGGACACAGAUAAUCGAGGAAAAGAAGAGCACUUGUCUCACGGUUGACAUUUUCAGAGGUCUUCUUUUAAACAAAGGUUUUUGGUGGAAUAGAAUAAUCAGGAGUGCCUAAAGAUGUGUACCGGAAAGUGUGCUAAAUGCAUCGCAGUGUCGUUGUACCCACUGGCGUUGACUUCUAUCAUCUGCAACAUCAUUCUCUUCUUCCCUGGUUGGGAUACAAAAUAUGUUUCAAAUGACGCGGAUGGCAAAGAAAGACUCACGCCUGAGGUGAAAUUCAUGGGAGGCGUUAUUGGCGGCGGCAUCAUGGUCCUUAUUCCAGCCAUUCAUAUUCACCUGACUGGGAAAGCAGGCUGCUGUGCCAACCGCUGUGGGAUGUUCCUGUCCAUUGGGUUUGCAGCACUUGGGGUCCUGGGUGCUAUUUGGAAUAUGAGUGCGGCUGCACUCGGCCUGUCUAAAGGACCAGUUUGCAGCGUUCUUGGAGUAUGGGGCCGACCAUUUGAUGUUGAAGACAGUGAUUACCUGACAAACAAAGAUCUCUGGAAGUUGUGUACUGAGCCUGAGAAUGUGGUGGAGUUUAACAUCGCCCUCUUCGCUGUCCUUCUGGCGUGCGCUGCUCUGGAGUUGGCCUUGUGCGGAUUCCAGAUGAUCAACGGCCUCUUUGGAUGUAUAUGUGGAACCUGCAACGGCAAAGAGUGAGUGGAGUGGAGAGGACCUCAAAGUAACACUUCAGCAGUUGCAGCCAAAUGAAGAAUCACGGAUAGCUGUCAACAGCACCUCAAUUGACUUUACACUCAUGAAGGCACAUAGUAGCCCACCUCCUAUACAUGGGUUCUAAAUUUUGUUUAUAACCUUACUGCGUGAACCUAGCUGUGCACAACUCAACUUCUGAUUGUUGGAAACCGCUGUCGGUCAAAAAAUUAGCUCACAUGGUUGGCUGCCAGUGUCUUGCCCCUCCUCAUAACAUUGUGUUGAUAAACACUGAGAACCCAUGUAUAGCCCACUGUGAAAUGUUAGGUUUUCAAGUUUUUUUGUUGAAAAUAUUUGGAUCUCUAUGUAUUUUUUUUAAAUAAAUAUGUUGUUAUUCUAAUAAAUGAUAUACUUUUUUCAACUGUUCAA